This is a messenger RNA of Pygocentrus nattereri (red-bellied piranha), 3638 nucleotides long. RefSeq names its product heterogeneous nuclear ribonucleoprotein U-like 1 like (gene hnrnpul1l). Gene Ontology annotation, molecular function: protein binding. Lineage: Eukaryota; Metazoa; Chordata; Actinopteri; Characiformes; Serrasalmidae. Bases 175 to 2793 code for a protein of 872 amino acids. The record is from RefSeq and is a predicted model, not a curated record. The transcript is spliced from 16 exons.
CUGUGAAUUGCGCGGUGCCCGCUUCGGAGAGCAGCGCUACAGCUUCGGUCACCCUCCAUCUUGUAGAUGCUGAAACUACCGAGGAUUAUACUGAAACGAAAACUCGGUUUAAAAGGGUGACAGGCUUUCGGGGGGAAAUUCAUCGCGCCACCAGCAGCAGACGUGCAUGUCAACAUGAGCACUCUGAACGUGAAAAAGCUCAAAGUCAACGAGCUGAAGGAGGAGCUCCAGCGCCGCGGCCUGGACACUCGCGGGCUGAAGGCGGACCUGGCGGACAGACUGCAGGCGGCACUGGACGCCGAAGCUGCCGGAGGCGCUCAGGAGGAAGAGGAGGAGGAAGAGUACGAUGCGGGCGAAGAAGACGCAGAAUUUGCCGGUGAGGAGCCUGACGAUGAGGGAAGCAGUGCGCCUCAGUAUGAUGAUGGAAACAGUGGUGAUCAGUACCAGGAGGAGGAUGACCAGGUCAAUGUAAACAAUGAGGAAGAUGAUGGCAAUGAGAACAGUCCAGAGGCUCCUGUGUCUGGUUUUGGAAUGACUGACUUCACGUCAGAUGUGAAUCAGCAGAUACAGCAGGGAUUUCAUGAGGCCGUUCAGGAGUAUGGGGAUUCUCAGCUGAAACAGGAGUGUGAGGAGCCGGCCAUUGAACAGCAGCAGUAUGAGGAACCACAGGAGCAGCAAAAGGCAGAGAGGCCACAGGCAGGUCAGUCUCUGGAGCAAGCAGCCAAUAAACAAGGUAAAACAGAGCCAAAGAAGGAGGAAGACGCACCUGAGCAGGCCAAAACUGCAAAUGAAUGGAAGCCUGUGGAAGGAGACCCGUCAUUGCAGGUCAAGACAGAAGAUGAUCGAAACUCAUCGCACAGUCGUAAAAGGCCCUAUGAUGAUAGCCGUGGAUAUGGAUAUUAUGAGCAUCGUGAAGACAGGAGGGGGCGUUCGCCACAGCCCCCGGCUGAGGAAGAUGAGGAAGACUAUGAUGACAGCCUUGUGGCCAUUGACACUUAUAAUUGUGACCUGCACUUUAAAGUGGCUCGUGACCGGUACAGUGGCUACCCACUUACCAUUGAGGGUUUUGCAUACCUUUGGGCAGGUGCAAGAGUUAGUUAUGGUGUCACCAAAGGACGUAUAUGCUACGAAAUGAAGAUCAAUGAGGAGAUCUCUGUAAAACACCUCCCAACCAGUGAGCCUGAUCCUCAUGUGGUGAGAAUAGGGUGGUCCCUGGACUCCUGUAGCACCCAGCUUGGAGAAGAGCCUAUGUCCUAUGGCUAUGGUGGAACUGGCAAGAAAUCCUGUAACUGUAAAUUUGAGGAUUAUGGGGAGAAGUUUGGUGAAAAUGAUGUCAUUGGUUGCUACCUUGACUUUGAGAGUGGAGGACAAGUGGAGAUGGCGUUUUCCAAGAAUGGCAAGUGGCUGGGUACGUGUUACCACAUCUCUCGUGAAGCAUUGGCUGGCCGAGCUCUCUUCCCACAUGUCCUGGUGAAGAACUGCUCCAUAGAGUUCAACUUUGGCCAGAGAGAGGAACCCUUUUUCCCCCCACCUGAGGGCUUCACCUUCAUCCAGGAUUUGCCGCUGCAGGACCGCACCAGAGGAUCCCUGGGGCCUGCAACCAAGGCAGAUUGCGAGAUGCUGAUGAUGGUGGGACUGCCUGGCAGUGGAAAGACUACUUGGUCCAGCAAAUACUCGGAGCAGCACCCAGAGAAGAAAUACAAUAUUCUGGGCACAAAUGCCAUCAUGGAAAAAAUGAAGGUAAUGGGACUCCGUCGCCAGAGGAACUAUGCUGGGCGCUGGGAUGUGCUCAUCCAGCAGGCUACACAGUGCCUCAACCGCCUCAUCCAGAUCGCCGCCCGCAAGAAACGCAACUACAUCUUGGACCAGACAAAUGUAUAUGGAUCAGCCCAGAGACGAAAAAUGCGUCCUUUUGAAGGGUUUCAACGCAAGGCUAUUGUAAUUUGUCCCACGGAUGAGGAUUUAAAAGAGCGAACGUUAAAGCGAACUGAUGAGGAAGGAAAGGAUGUACCCGAUCAUGCUGUGUUAGAAAUGAAAGCCAACUUCGUGCUGCCUGAGGCCGGAGACUUCCUGGAUGAGGUGAUCUUCAUUGAGCUGCAGCGUGAAGAGGCAGAUGCCCUCAUCAAGCAGUACAACGAGGAAGGGCGCAAGGCUGGCCCCCCACCCGAAAAGCGUUUCGACAAUCGCCAGGGUGGUUUCCGCGGCCGUGGAGGCAGCUUCCAGCGCUAUGACAACCACAGUGGCCCUCAGGGAGGCCGAGGUGGCUACCAGAACCGCAGUGGUCCUGGAGGAGGUGGCAACUUUCGUGGAGGUUACAGCCGUGGUGGAUACAGCCAGAAUCGCUGGGGAAACAACUAUAGAGACUCAGGUGCCCGAGGAGGCUACAACCGCAACCAACAACAGGGAGGCAGCUACAACCACAACCGCCAGGGCUCCUACAGCAAAGGUGGCUCCGGAGCCAGUGGCAGCUACAGUCAGUCUCAGCCUCAAAGCUACAAUCAAGGUUACAACCAAGGUUACAGUCAAGGCAACUACAGCCAGGGUUACAACUAUGGAAGCUAUGGCCAAUACCCAGGAUACAGCCAGAGCUACAGCCAGACACCUGCAACUACAGGCCAGUCGUACAACCAGCAGCAGCAGAACUACAACCAGCAGUAUCAGCAGUACGCUCAGCAGUGGCAGCAGUACUACCAGAACCAGAGCCAGUGGAACCAGUACUACAACCAGUACGGCAACUAUGGCAACUACGGCAACCAGCAGAACACGCAGGGCUCCCAGGGCACGCAGCAGUAGUAGCCGCAUCCUUCAUGACUCUCCAAGUCCAUUCCAUUAGCACCAUUCCUCUGCCUACCUUUUUUAUAGUCUCCAUCCUUAUCCUCACCUUCACCCAAUCUUCCUCCUCAUUACACCACUCCCGUGUGCUAAAACCUUAAGUCUUCCUUGUUUGCUUUUUUUUGUUAAGUUUUUCCCCUUUUGCCUUAGCCUUUCAUUUGACUGCAUUUCUUUUGCGCCCCAUUAAAUGUCUUUUAGUUUCAGUGGCAGUUGCCUGUUUUGCUCUUAAAGUAUUAUGUUAACAGAGAUUGACCUUCAUUCCCUAGUCUAUAUUUAUAUAUGGGAAGCAGGCAAAUUUAAAUGAGUAGCAAUGUGUGAUGUAGUUUGCUUCAGACGCUGAGUGCACAGUUGUGCUUGAAUGCUUCAUGGUUGAUUAGAGGUGGUGGGGACGCAUGACUUUACAUCCGAUCAAUUUUAAUAGAGUUCUGUAUGUAGAAAAAUAGUUUUAUGUUGAUUUUUGUCUGUCUUUAUAAGGACCACAUUUUUCUUCCUCAUGGGUUUUAAGCACACAAUCUUGUCUAGAUAACCGGAAAUUUUAACAAUAUAAUUCUGUAACACUUUAACUGUUGUUGCAUACCUGUGGAGUUUAUUAUUAUGUUCUUUUUAUUCCAUUCUUAAAAUGUCUGAUCUGAUUGGCCUCACAUUGUCUUUUCCCCCCCAUGUUUAGUGAGCAUAAUUAGCUCAUUGUGUGGUUGUAAAAGUUUUUAUACCUUGUACCAUGUUUGUAAAACAUUAUCCGCAUGUGGUUUUGUGUCAGAUCAAAACUCACUGUUUUUUGUAUUGAAGAAUAUAAUCUGAAGAAUUGA